GCCAAGGACACUGCAAUUUCCAAAGAAAAUGGAAGUGUAAAAGUUGAACCACCUAAAGAUGAGGAUAAGACAUCAUCCACUACACAGGAAACUUGCACCCCUAACCUGGCAAGGGCUCCUCAAAAGGGUGACCUGUCACAGACUGAUCUCAAGAAACAACAGACAGCCAAAAAGAUUGCUAGUAUGGUCAGAAACCCAUCAGCCCUGAAAUCACAAAAGUCACAAAAUCGGUCACAGUUAUCACAAGCUAAAGGCACUAAACCAGCUAGUAUGAGAAGAGAAACAAAUUUGAAAAACACUGUGGCAACUCCUAAUUUUGCUCAAGAAAACCAACCCAUUAAAAGGCAAAAGUUGGAAGGAGGGAAUGCCAGACAGAUUCUUAGUAUCAAAACUCAAAUUUUGGCCCACAAAUCAAGACUUGGUCUUAUCAACAGCAGCAGUUACAAUUUGUGCUCUUCAACUGCGAAAACUCGUAAAGAGGACAGAAAGGUUUAUGUUCGGGAACCAGCAGUCCCAUUUGUUUCAAUGGCAGAAAUGAUGAAGAAGUUUCAAUCUAACACAAGAGAGAUGUCUAUACCUCACAUGAACGGUUCUCUUUCGCAUGAUGCUGCAGCUUCAAUAGUGCAGAGGAAGCCCAGACUUACAUUGACGAGGCCCAAGGAACCUGAAUUUGAAACGGCUCAGCGGGUUCGCUCAGUCAGGGCCAAGAGCUCUGCUGAACUUGAGGAAGAGAUGAUGGCUAAAAUUCCGAAGUUUAAGGCUAGGCCAGUAAACAAGAAGAUUCUGGAAGCUCCAAGCUUGCCAGCACUACCAAGAAGUACACCCCAUCUACCCGAAUUUCAGGAAUUCCAUUUGGAAACGAUGGAAAGGGCCAAUCAAAAUGCAGAAACAUCAACUAUAGCCUCAACAGAAUCUGCUUGGCAGAAUCAUCAGUGGAAACCAGCUCAUCUUACAGCACCCAAGUCGCCCCUUCUUCAAACAUCUCUGAGGGCACGGCCUCCAAGGAUUAAAACUUCUGAAGAACUGGAAAGGGAAGAACUUGAAAAAGUUCCAAAGUUCAAAGCAAGGCCUUUGAAUAAGAAGAUAUUUGAAAGUAAAGGAGAGUUGGGGAUGUUUUGUAACACAAAGCAGCAUGUCACUAUUCCUCAGGAGUUUCACUUUGCUAUUGAUGAAAGGAUUCCACCACCAGUAACAGUUGCUGAUCUUUUUGACAAGCUUUCAUUGAAUUCAGAAGCUCACCACUACAAACAAAUUCUGAGGAACACUACACCAAAUCCAUUCCAUCUCCACACAGAGGAAAGAGGAGCAGAGAAAGAGAGGAAAUUUGUGAUGGAAGUCAUGCAGAAACAGUUGGAAGAUGAGAGAGCCAGGAUUCCGAAGGCUACCCCAUAUCCUUAUACUACUGAUUAUCCUGUGAUUCCACCAAAACCAGAGCCAAAGCAUUGCACAAAACCAGAACCAUUCCAAUUGGAGAGUCUGACAAGGCAUGAAGAAGAAAUGCUAAGGGAAAUGGAAGAGAGGAGGAGAAUGGAAGAGGAAGAAGCUCAGAUGAGGAUAUUUAAGGCACAACCAGUAUUGAAAGAAGACCCAAUUCCAGUUCCUGAGAAAGUACGCAAACCGCUGACAGAGGUUCAAGAAUUCAAUCUACAUGUAGAACAUCGAGCUGUGGAUAGAUCAGAAUUUGAUAAAAAGAUUAAGGAGAAGGAGAUGAUGUAUAAGAGAUACAGAGACGAGGCAGAGUCUGCAAAACUGAUGGAGGAAGAGAAGGCCUUGAAGCAGUUAAGGAGGACAUUGGUGCCUCAUGCAAGACCAGUGCCUAACUUCGGUCGUCCUUUCUUACCACAAAGGUCUUCCAAGGAAAUCACAAAACCAAAGUCCCCAAAACUGAAUGUCAACCGAAGAAAAGAAAGACGAAAAUUUGUCAGUGCCCUGGCAGCCGCUUCAAGUGCCUCCUCUCAUAUGAGGUGAUUGUUGCUGUGUUGCUUUCUUGAUGAGACUGGUGGGCUGUUCAACAACUCUUGAACCCAUUAGUUUUAGUGCUGACAAAGUUCUAAUACUCUGAUUUGUGUUGUCAUCAUUAUUAUUAAAAUCAUUUUGUUGAUGCUAAACUGAAUAUACUCAAAAACCCAUUCUUUCUUGUAAAGUGAAUUCAUUUAAUCUUUUGGUUCUUUUCA
Messenger RNA from Camellia sinensis, 2174 nucleotides. RefSeq names its product targeting protein for XKLP2 (gene TPX2). Gene Ontology annotation, biological process: activation of protein kinase activity; regulation of mitotic spindle organization; mitotic spindle assembly. The record is from RefSeq and is a predicted model, not a curated record. NCBI's taxonomy places the organism in Eukaryota, Viridiplantae, Streptophyta, Magnoliopsida, Ericales, Theaceae. Gene Ontology annotation, molecular function: microtubule binding; protein kinase activator activity. Gene Ontology annotation, cellular component: nuclear microtubule; spindle.